GAGGUUCACUGGCUAUGGUGGAUGCUGUGCUGCAACAACGAAGGCCACAAAUCAACAGAGCUACAAUUCGAACCAAGAGAAUUUUGUGUAAGAGAACUGGUUGUUGAAUUGUGCUGGUUGCUCCUUUUUUUUUCGUCUUACGAUUGCGGCACUGCAGCAAUGGCAGCUCACACGAUGGCCGCGCUGGUUAGCAGCGAACUGGCCAACAUAUCGGGACACAGCAGCUCAUCUCCAACGAGCUCACAAUCGCCUCUCUCACGCACAAGUUCGACUCUGACGCUCAGUCAAUCCCCUUCGGGAGCCUCGCCAUCAGGAUUCUCGUACAGCGGGCGUCUCAGCGAUUCGAAUACCGUCCCCGGUGGGGCGAACUCUGGAUUUACUGGACGGAGACGAGGUUUUUUUCCCCCGCGGCGUGGUCAUGAGGGGAGGCGGAGGGAGGCCGGGACAGUUUGUGCGCCGAGAGCAGGUCUUGGAGGUUUCCUUGGUGGAAUUUUUAAGGGAGCAGACACGGGUGAGGCAGCAAGACAGAUGUAUUCGGGUCAAGUGGCGCAGGUUAACGCCUUGGAAGGAGAGAUGCUGGGUUUAAGCGAUGAUGAACUUAGGGCUCGCACCUCGCAGUUGCAGAGUCGGUCUCGCGGCGGAGAGUCUUUGGAUUCUUUACUGCCUGAAGCCUUUGCUAUUGUACGUGAAGCUUCGAAGAGGGUUCUUGGACUAAGGCCUUUCGAUGUACAGCUGAUCGGAGGAAUGGUUCUACACAAAGGGCAAAUUGCAGAAAUGAGAACAGGAGAAGGGAAGACACUUGUUGCAGUCCUACCUGCAUUUCUGAACUGCUUGACAGGCCAGGGGGUGCAUGUCGUGACCGUGAAUGACUACUUGGCGAGACGCGAUUGUGAGUGGGUCGGCCAAGUUCAUCGUUUCUUGGGCCUUCGAGUCGGCUUGAUUCAACAGGGGAUGACUCCAGAGGAGCGUAGGACUAAUUAUAAUUGUGACAUCACCUAUGUAACGAACAGUGAGCUUGGUUUUGAUUUUCUUCGGGACAACUUGGCUACUAACAAAGAGGAGUUAGUGUUGCGUGGUUUCAACUUUUGCGUGAUUGAUGAAGUUGAUUCUAUCCUUAUCGAUGAAGCUCGCACUCCACUCAUCAUAUCCGGCUCUGCCGAGAAACCAAGUGAGCGCUAUAUUAAAGCAGCGAAGAUUGCAAGUGCCUUUCAGCGUGACUACCAUUACACAGUUGAUGAGAAGCAAAAGUCAGUGUUAAUGAGUGAGAUCGGUUACGAGGCGGCUGAAGAAAUCUUAAAUGUGACUGAUCUCUACGAUCCAAGGGAGCAGUGGGCUUCUUAUAUCAUUAAUGCUAUUAAAGCCAAGGAGUUGUUCCUCAAGGAUGUGAAUUACAUUGUUCGGGGCCAGGAUGUUAUGAUAGUUGAUGAGUUCACUGGAAGAGUGAUGCAGGGAAGGAGGUGGAGCGAUGGGUUACAUCAGGCUGUUGAAGCCAAAGAAGGUGUUAAAAUUCAAAAUGAGACAGUCACACUUGCGUCCAUCAGUUACCAAAACUUCUUCCUUCAGUACCCCAAACUGUGCGGGAUGACAGGAACUGCAGCCACUGAAGUUGACGAAUUCGAAAAAAUCUACAAACUGAAGGUCACAGUAGUGCCCACUAACAAGCCCAUGAUUCGCAAGGAUGAGUCAGAUGUAGUUUUCAAGUCUGUAAAUGGCAAGUGGCGAGCAGCUGUUGUGGAGAUAUCUCGUAUGCACAAAACCGGCCGACCUGUCUUGGUUGGGACGACCAGUGUGGAGCAAAGCGAAUCACUCUCUGCACAGCUAACUGAAGCGUCAAUUCCACAUCAGGUACUGAAUGCGAAACCAGAAAACGUCGAAAGAGAAGCUGAAAUUGUUGCACAGAGCGGGCGCUUAGGAGCCGUGACAAUAGCUACGAACAUGGCUGGUCGUGGUACCGACAUUAUAUUGGGAGGAAACGCCGAAUUUAUGGCCCGGCUCAAGUUACGAGAAAUGCUCAUGCCUCGGGUAGUAAGGCUGAGUGACGAGGAAAUCCCCUUCCAAAAAACCAAGAAAUUACCAACCAAGAAGACAUGGAAGGUCAAUCCAAGCCUGUUCCCUUGCGAGCUGUCAAAUGAUUGCGCAACACUGGCAGAGGAAGCAGUUGAAGCUGCCGUGAAUGCUUGGGGAGAAAAAGCGCUGCCCGAACUGGAAGCUGAAGAUCGGCUUUCAUAUGCUUGUGAACGGGGUCCAACUGAAGAUCCAGUAGUGGCACAGUUACGUAAGGCCAACCUAGCUAUUCUGUCGGAGUACAAGACUUAUACCGAUGAAGAGAAGAAAAAGGUGGUAGCGGCAGGGGGACUUCAUGUGGUUGGCACCGAGAGGCAUGAAUCAAGGCGAAUUGACAAUCAGCUGCGGGGUCGUAGUGGUCGUCAAGGAGAUCCUGGAAGCACUAGAUUUUUCCUAAGCUUGGAAGACAACAUCUUUAGGAUUUUUGGUGGUGAUCGCAUACAGGGCUUAAUGAAAGCAUUUAGGGUUGAAGAUCUUCCUAUCGAGUCAAAAAUGCUUACAAAGUCUCUAGAUGAAGCUCAAAAGAAGGUAGAGAGUUAUUUCUUUGACAUCCGUAAGCAACUCUUUGAGUAUGAUGAAGUUUUAAAUAGUCAACGUGACCGGGUGUACACCGAACGUCGGCGCGCUUUGGAGGCGACAAACUUAGAAGCACAAAUGAUUGAAUAUGCAGAAUUGACAAUGGAUGAUAUCCUGGAGGCAAACGUGGACUCAUCCCUUCCUCAGGAAGAAUGGAAUUUAGAAGCUUUAUGUGCAAAAGUCAAGCAAUACUGUUACCUGCUGGAGGAUUUGACACCUGAGCUAUUGAAUGAGAAGUGCCCCACAUAUGAUAGUCUUGGUGAUUAUCUUCGCAUGCGGGGCCGUGAGGCAUAUGUCGAGAAAAAGAGAAUUGUGACGGAGAAAGCUCCAGGGCUUAUGGAAGAAGCUGAGCGAUACUUCGUCCUCUCACAAACCGACAAUCUUUGGAAAGAGCAUUUACAAGCUUUAAAAUUCGUGCAACAAGCUGUUGGACUUCGAGGAUAUGCUCAGCGAGACCCUUUGAUUGAGUACAAAUUAGAGGGUUACAACUUAUUUCUGGAAAUGAUGGCUCAAAUUCGGCGAAAUGUUAUAUACUCUGUUUACCAGUUUCAACCAGUGAUGGCGACGCCUACAGCCGCAAAUGGUAGUAGCAAGAAAGACUCGUCUCAAACCAAGGGAAAAGUAUCUGCAACUGCAAGUUAAGGCGUUGUGAAAGCAAAUGCUGCCGCUGGAGAAAGCAGAGUCUGGCUGAAGGUCAGUUGGCUCCUGCUAGGUUUGUAAAAAAUAUUCUUUGUGUACACCGAAUAAUAUUAGCAAGCGCACCUUGUGCCCGAGUGGUGGUGUAUUGUUUCGACGAA
This is a messenger RNA of Physcomitrium patens, 3437 nucleotides long. RefSeq names its product protein translocase subunit SecA, chloroplastic. The record is from RefSeq and is a predicted model, not a curated record. Gene Ontology annotation, biological process: intracellular protein transport; protein targeting; protein import. Lineage: Eukaryota; Viridiplantae; Streptophyta; Bryopsida; Funariales; Funariaceae. Gene Ontology annotation, molecular function: ATP binding. Gene Ontology annotation, cellular component: membrane.